AUGGCUUCUCAUCGAGGCUGGAAAAUAUGUGCUACUGUUACAGGCAUUCUCUUAAUCACCAUCUUAGUGGUUCUAGUCGUUCUAUUCCUCACAGUCUUCAAGCUCAAAGAUCCUGACAUUGUGGCAAGUCCGAUCAACCUAGAAAGCUUUCAUGUAAUAGUUUUUCCGGUGAUAAAAUUUAAUGUAUCAAUCGGAAUUUUGAUCACAGUGAAAAAUCGCAACUAUGGAAGCUUCAAGUAUGACAAUAGCACAGCUCAUAUCAGUUAUCGUGGCAAAGUUAUAGCUGAAGCUCCACUCGAAGAAGGUACGAUUCCAUCUCACAAGAAUUACAACAUCACGACUUCCAUGGAUAUAUUAGCAGACAAACUGGCAUUUGAUGCGAACUUUCAAAGAGACUUGACUACAGUUGGGGUAGUGAAUUUUACUUCACACACUGUGGUGCAUGGGAAGGGAAGCAUGUUGAAGAUCUUCCAUAAAAAGGCCCUUAGUCAUACCGAUUUCGGUCAAGGCCGUGCUCUGGCACGCAGGGGGCUUUGGUUCAUUGUUUUUACUGCUUUCUGGAUUGGGUUCUUUGGAGUUCGAUUUGGAAGACAUGGAAUCGGUUUCUCAAUCUCAGAGAAGUCUGGUUUUUGUGAUGGGGUUCCUCAUCUCACAAGGCUUGAUGCAUCUGAUCGAGUAGUGUAUGGGCCGGAGGUCUCAAUGGAACCAUGGCUGUUGCUUUCUUCAACCACAGCUUUACCCGCCGCUACCUUACCCUUUUUCCUGUCUUACAAGUCCUCUUUUCUUUCACGACCCAGACAGUCUGUGAAAACCCAUCUCUCAAUCUCAAUGAUAGAGCCAGAAAAGUCAAAUUUUUGGGGAAAUAGAUUGGUUUUACCUGAUAGAGAUGUUAUUUUGGGUGAUUUGAAACAUGUCCCAGUUGGACCAAUACGUGCUGCCGUGAAGAGAAGGAAAGAACUCCCUUUCGACAAUGUGAUCCAAAGGGAUAAGAAGUUGAAGUUAGUUUUGAAGAUUAGAAAAAUUUUAGUGAGCCAACCUGAUAGGAUUAUGUCACUUAGAGAACUAGGUAGGUAUAGAAGAGAACUGGGUUUGCAGAAAAAGAGGCGAUUUAUUGCAUUACUGAAGAAAUUCCCGGCGGUGUUUGAGAUUGUUGAGGAAGGUGUCUUUUCGUUGAAAUUUAAAUUGACGCCGGAAGCAGAAAGGCUUUACCUUGAAGAGUUGCAGGUUCGAAAUGAGAUGGAAGACUUGCUGGUUGUGAAGUUGAGGAAAUUAUUGAUGAUGUCAUUGGAUAAGCGGAUUUUGUUGGAGAAGAUUGCUCAUUUGAAGACUGAUUUAGGACUUCCUUUAGAAUUUCGUGAUACAAUUUGUCAUCGAUACCCACAAUACUUUAAAGUUGUUGCAACUGAGAGAGGUCCAGCAUUAGAAUUAACUCAUUGGGAUCCUGAGCUUGCUGUAUCAGCUGCUGAGUUAUCUGAAGAGGAAAAUCGUGCUAGAGAACUGGAAGAGAAGGAUUUAAUUAUAGAUAGGCCUCUCAAGUUCAAUAGACUAAAGUUACCAAGGGGUCUUAAUCUUUCCAAGGGUGAGAUGAGGAGAAUAUGUCUGUUUAGAGACAUUCCUUACAUUUCCCCUUACUCUGAUUUCUCGGGGCUGAGGUCAGGUACAAUUGAGAAAGAGAAACAUGCUUGUGCAGUUGUCCAUGAGAUCUUGAGCCUUACUGUGGAGAAGAAAACUCUUGUAGAUCACCUUACUCAUUUCCGCGAGGAGUUUAGGUUCUCUCAGCAGGUCAGGGGAAUGCUGAUAAGGCACCCUGAUAUGUUUUAUGUGUCGUUGAAAGGAGAAAGGGAUUCAGUUUUCCUUAGGGAAGCAUAUCGUGAUUCUCAAUUGAUAGACAAGGAUCGUCUGCUGAUUAUAAAGGAGAAGCUACGAUCUAUUAUUGCAGUUCCACGGUAUCCUAGAAGGGGUGCUCCCAAUAGAGAGGCAGAUGGUACUGAAGAAACCAAUGAGGCACAAGAUGGAACUGUUGAUGAGGGAGAGGAAUGGUCUGAGACUGAUAACUUUAUGAGUGAUGAAGAUGAUGAGUUUGAUGAUGAUGAUGAUGACGAUGAUGAUUGGAGUGAUGAAGAUGAAGAUACACCCCCAGAUUUCAAUGAAGAUGGGAAAACAUUAAACAAUGAAGAGAGCAAACCAAUUAAUCAAGAAGGCUAUUCAACAGAGAAUGAUGAGAGGGUGCUAGUUCCAGUAUUGCCAGAUGGUCGGCCAAGAGAGCGCUGGUAAAAAAUUUCAUAUCUGAUCUGGCCCAAAGAU
Molecule: messenger RNA, 2304 nt
Organism: Fragaria vesca subsp. vesca
Lineage: Eukaryota; Viridiplantae; Streptophyta; Magnoliopsida; Rosales; Rosaceae
Exons: 3
Coding region: 1-2274 (757 amino acids)
Source: RefSeq, a predicted model, not a curated record